GAUCAACUGAGGAGCCAGCAAUGAAAAAAAUGAGAAGUGAGUGAAAGACGUUGAAGAAGAACAAAGUUUGCCCAACAGAAAGUGCCGUCUAGGUCGUUUCCGUGGGCUGACAUGGAUAUCUACCAAAAUUGAUCGUCGAUACUAGAUAAACAAAAAGAAUUGAAAACUCGCUGAGGAUCUUCGUAUGCGAUCGGUCUGCUUCAGAUAUAAUGAACCAAAAUCCAUUCUCCUUGUGGGUGUGGUAAAAACCGACCAUAAGCUACAGCAACAUGAGUCAUCUUCUUGUGAAUUCUAAUAUGGAAAAGACUGAUCAACCCGUCAAGGAAAAUAAUGGUCACUAGUUCGUGCGAGAGAAGAAGGAAACUAGACCCAAGCGCAUGCUAGCUCCGUGAGAAGCAAUCGAAUGAAAAUCUACUGAUAUGAAUUGUUCAAAAGAAAAGUUGUAACCCUAACGCGUGACAGCUACCACAAGACUUAUUCUGGUGACUACAAAGCAAAGGACGGGAAGCGAUCCGGGUAAGAGUUCUGUGAGAGUUGUGAAAGUUCCCAAUAGAGAUUUGUUGAUAAUUAUGACAGAAAACAAAAGAGCAAGGACUAGAAAAAUGUGGACUGGCUUUUAUUUUCUUCGGUCCAAUACCUAUCCAAGAAUUACACUCGAAAUCUGACUAUGACUUUAUUACAGGCGGCGUGCUACAGUGAUUUUUCAGAUGAGCGUCAGAUAAUAAGUGCUUGAACCUGUGUUACUUGAGUUUCUGGCGGCGAUCACCUCUCCAAAUGAUGUGGCGCUUUUUGAAGACACCCUUCUAGGCAGCACUAUGAAUCCCUCUAUUAAAUAUCAUUUUCGAACGAAAACUUCUGCCUUUGUUAUUUUGUAACUGAAUACUUGAAUCUAAUACCUUCGCGAAUAAACGCUUACCGCUCGUCGUCCUCUUCUCUGUCACCCUCUCUCCAUAUUAUCGAUCUUCCUACUAAAUCAGAAGACAAAAGAAAAUGUCGGAUAAGUAUAGGGCCGUUUUCCUGUUCUGUCCAGAAUGCAACAACCUCCUGCAGCCAAACGAGGAUAAGCACUUGCGGAAGCUUGUGUACUACUCAUCAACAAGUUCGUUAAAUCAUUGCCUUCCACUCUUUCUUUGGAUUUAAAGUUAUUUUUCGAUUUUUCAUGGGUUGCUUCCCCUUAUUUGUUUUUUAGAACAUUUUUUACCAGAUAAACGUACGAAAGACAGAUUGGAUCCAGCAAUUCAUCCACGAAAUUUGGAUUCAUUCUCUUUCUCAACAAGACUCUGCCUCCACCCCUCUCCCGUACAGGUAUAGGUGUAGGAAUUGUACGUAUUCGAGGCCAGCGCGAGAAGGAGUCGUCGAGGAACAAUGCGUCCACAGAAGAGAUAUAACUUUCAUAGCGAAAGAGGAUAUCGUCGUGCCAGAAGGAGUCAUUUACGACCCAUCACUUGCGAGAAAGUACUUCCUCCAGCAUGAACUUGAUGUAGCUUCUUAUGCUUCGUCUCAUCCUCGUGGACAUGAUUUCAUAUCUGUCUUGGUAGUUACUUACAAAGUUCAACAGCAUUCCUUUUCCUAACUCGUCAACCUCCAAAACUCGUGAAUCACAUCUCAUCAUCAUGUUACUAAACACCACAGUUAUAAUUACUCGUGCGAUCAUUGCGAUGGGACAGAAGCAGUCUUCUACCGAUUAGCGGAGUCGAUUGUGAGCGACGCGAUGGCUCUCAUCUUCGUGUGUUGUAAGUGUGGUCAUUGGAGGCGCGAAGGAAAAGAAGAGCUACCACUCAACCGGGCGGAAGAUUAGCUCCGCGGGGAGAUUACUUUUUUGAAUUUGAUCUACUCCACGUGUUUCGUUUGUAGACAAAGAGUAGUGAAGAAGACCACAUACUGAUACUUCGCGCGCACAAAAGCUUUCUGAUGAAUACUUCUGGUACGCACUGUGGAAUUAUGCGAAUUAGACGUAGUGAUUGUCCAUAUCAACGCAAUAAAUCCGAGGGCCACAAGUGCCUCCCCGCACAACUCUCGAC
Messenger RNA from Amoebophrya sp. A25, 2021 nucleotides. NCBI's taxonomy places the organism in Eukaryota, Dinophyceae, Syndiniales, Amoebophryaceae. The record is from the annotation of a GenBank genome assembly.